AUGCCAGGGAAAUUGUUUUAAAAAAAUAUAUAAAUAUAAAUAAAACGACUUUACUAAAAUAAAUAAUGAAAGUCUAAAAAAAAAAUUCAAAUCUACUUUGUUGCUAUAUCGUGUAAAUACAGGAAUGAAAAUUUUGCUGCAAAAAUAAUGUUAUAAUUGCAUCAAAAAUCAAAUUAUAUGAGAUUUUCAAUAAAUUAUGUAUAAAUAAAUGCGCUGUUUUUCUCUUCUCUUCUCUUCAUUUCAUUUUGGUUUUAUAGCGCUAACCGCUGAACGUCGUCAAGUUAUAGUACAUGAACACUUGUUUGACAGUUCGACACAGACAACAGCGCUGCAUCACAACAGAUCAAGUGUAGCAUUGACAGGCUUGAGAUAAACGUCAUUCGCAUGAAUCACAUAUAGUUCAUAAGCGACGCCUAUGGCAUCAACAACAACACGAUACGUAAACAAAUCAUUAUCGGUGUAAAUAAAAACGAGCACGACUUUCAGCUAAGUGGGGUGGAUUUUCACAAUGGAUUCGGAAACCGAAAGUAUUCGGCAAAAAGUUGAUGUAAUUCAAAGCAUGAUUGAUCUGUCGACCGAUCGACUUGAAGCACUGCGUACUCAAUGUGUGACAAGUGCGGAACUAACGCAACAGGAAAUUCGAAAAUUGGAAACAAAAUUGGUGAAAAUGUUCGCAGAAUUACUAAUUACAAAAUCACAACUGACCAAACGACUUCCAAAAGGUUUAGCAUCAACUGGAUCCGAAUUGAAACAAUGGCUGAAAGUGGUUGGUUUGAGUGAUAGUACUUUGGAUGCAGUUUGGCAACGAGUUAGCACACUUGAACUGCUUUUGGACAAAAGUAACAAUGAAUUGCGUCAGUUGAUCGAAAAUAAUCCGGGCAUUGAGGAGAAUGAGAUUUUGCGCUGGCAACGAGCGAUGUUCAAUUUGAAGAGAUGCCAUCAAUCGAUGACAACUGACAAGGUCCCGGAACCAUCCGAUUUGUCGUGGACGUAUUGGAAUGGAAUUUUACACCAUAUACCGGCUGAUAGUCAAUCGAAAACCACAGAGACUGAUAAAAAUCAAGUGCCAUUGACACCAUUCAAGCGAGGACCGCUGAUAGCGCAUCGUUUCACCAAGAAAUUCAAAGCAUUGAGCACAUGUGAUUUUUGCAAUAAGCAAAUGUUUUUCGGUCUAAAGUGCAUCGAAUGUAAGUACAGUUGCCACAAAGACUGUGAAUCAAGUGUACCUCCCUCGUGUGGUGUACCACCUGAGCUAAUGACCGAAUUCAAGCAGACAUUCAAUUUGGAUACCACCAAUAAUGUGCCACAGCCGUCGCCAGAAAUCAUUGACGCAGGCAAUGGGUUCUUUUUUUCAACAUCAUCAUCACGAUCGAAUAGCAAGAAGUCGCCCACCGUUGUUGCGCCUGAAUCAAAUCUGGCAAGUAGCCAUCGCAGAUCAUCGAGUACAUUGGCAAUAUUGAAAAACUAUUUUGAGGAAUUGUCUUCGACCAGUGAACCGAAAAAAGAACCAUCGAUCCAUGUUGAAGAAGAAGUCGAGAAGCCGAUACCAAAGACUCUAUCCUAUCGAUCGUCAGAGUCGAUUUCGCUUAGUGAAUCGAUUGCUUUGAGCAUUGAUUCUGUGCCAUCCGAUUCAACAGAAGAUCGUCAAUCGGAAUGGGGCAUAAAUUUUGGUGACAUCAAAAUGUUGGAUGUAAUCGGUCGCGGUCGCUUCGGAAUUGUCAAGAGAGCACAAUGGCAUGGUGAUGUAGCUGUUAAGCUGCUCAACGAAAACUACCUGGAUGAUGCACAAUCAUUGGAUGCAUUCAAAGUGCAAAUUGCAACGUUCAAAAACACUCGGCAUGACAAUUUAAUUCUAUUUAUGGGAUUUUGCACUGAACCGCAGGCAAUCAUAACCUCUCUCUGCAAAGGAAACACAUUGUACACACACAUUCACUUGCUUCGCGAAAAGUUCUUCUUAUACAGAGCCACGAGUAUCGCGCAGCAAAUUUCCAAUGGAAUGAGCUAUUUGCAUGCAAAAGAAAUCGUUCACAAAGACUUAACGACCAAAAAUAUUUUCCUUGAAAAUCACAAAGUGGUUAUAACCGACUUUGGGUUGUUUAGUGCAAAGAAAUUGCGAUGCAACAACGGAUUAUAUAUUCCCAAUAACUGGCUUUGCUACCUUGCACCCGAACUAAAUCGAAGCCUGAAACAAACGAAAAAAGUGCACGACGAACUGCUAUUUUCAAAAGCAACCGAUGUCUAUGCAUUCGGAACAGUUUGGUAUGAAAUUUUAUCGGGAGAAUUUCCAUUCAAGGGACAACCACCGCACUCGAUCAUUUUUCAAAUUGGAUGUGGCAUGAAGCAAACACUAGCCAAUCUGCAGGCAACACGAGAGGUAAAGGAUAUUUUGAUGCUGAGUUGGGCUUAUCAAAUCGAUGAUCGACCCGAUUUCAAUAGACUUCUUCAAAUGCUCAAGGAAUUACCCAAAAAACAAAUGCCACGCACACCAACACGCAAGAUGCACCUAUCACUAUCGGCUGAAUCAGUAUUCUAAUCAAAUUGUUGCAUGAAAACUGUACAUUUGUGAACAAGAAAUAUUUUUAUUAGAAAAAUUCAUUUUACCUAUACAAAAACCAGCUUCCAAUAAACGAUACAAAUACAACAUUAAAUAGAAA
Sitodiplosis mosellana (orange wheat blossom midge) is the source of this 2654-nucleotide messenger RNA. Its product is annotated as kinase suppressor of Ras 2-like. Gene Ontology annotation, molecular function: ATP binding; protein kinase activity. The record is from RefSeq and is a predicted model, not a curated record. NCBI's taxonomy places the organism in Eukaryota, Metazoa, Arthropoda, Insecta, Diptera, Cecidomyiidae. Gene Ontology annotation, biological process: protein phosphorylation. Bases 509 to 2533 code for a protein of 674 amino acids. The transcript is spliced from 2 exons.